AUUUUUUUGUUCAUCCUGCAUUCAAGAAGAGGAAUGCCAAGUGACUGUCGAGACUGUUUGGGAAUUCGUUAUCGAAUUAAUACCCUGCACCAAACCUGGAAGUGGCUGCAUCAAACAAUCGCCCUUCACGAAUAUCUGAUCUCCCUCUCAUCGGCUGAUACUGACGCCUGUUGCUCUAUGCACUAGGUUAUAAGGACUUUUUGAACUGUUAUUAGUCAAUUUAUUUAGGUGAUAGAACUGAUAUUAGAUAAUUAGCAUUUAAUAGACUGUGGUUAUUAAGUUCAUACAGAAAAGUAUCCGUUUACAUAUAAAUUUUAUAAUAUAAUACUUAAAGAUGGCUCAGACAAUGAUGAAGAAGAUUGUGGCGAGCAGCGCCUGCCUGGUGGUUGGCCUGACAAGAAGAACAAGCUCUCGCAGCUUGGCAACAGCCAGCAAGAACCUAAAUACUAAGAAGGAACGAGACCUGCCGAGUGAGGGGGAGAUCACCAAGUCGGUCUUCAUGUCCCAAUCAACUGACAUCUACACAAACCUGGCUCUGGAGGACUGGAUGUACCGUAACAUGGACUUCACCAACCAUCAUGUGAUGAUGGUGUGGCGCAAUGAGCCGUGUGUGGUGAUUGGAAGACACCAGAACCCAUGGUUGGAAGCCAAUUUACCACUUCUGAAUGAGAAGGAGAUUGCUUUGGCUAGACGCAACAGUGGUGGUGGUACUGUCUACCAUGACCGUGGCAACCUAAACGUCACAUUCUUCACUCCUCGCGAGAGAUACGACAGGAAAUACAACUUGGAGCUGAUUAAAAGAGCACUCUUCAGAGGAUUUGGUGUCAAGUCACUCAUCAACGAGCGUCAGGACAUCAUUGUACGAGACAAAUACAAAGUCUCUGGAACAGCUGCAAAGCUAGGCCGUCUCACAGCCUACCAUCACUGCACACUUCUAGUCAAUGCCAAUAAGGCAGAUCUCAGCAAAGCCCUAGCUAAACGUGAGCAUGGCAUACAGACUAACGCGACUGCGUCCACGCGCUCUGAGGUGGCCAACCUGUCGGAGGUGGACAACCGGGUGACGGUGGACAGCCUCCAAACUGCCAUCGGCUAUGAGUACCUGCGCACGACCGCCCUGAGUCUGGAGGACGGCGGACAGAACCAGAUCUCAAAGCAACGGGGCUUCCAGUUCGUUAACCCAACCGAUGAUUGGUUCCCAGGACUUGCGGAGUUGAAGAACGAGCUUCAGACUUGGGACUGGUGUUUCGGCAGGACACCCGCCUUCACAGUGAGUCGCUCCUUCCCCGUCCCAGCGGAGUUGCUCGCUCCAUCGAAGGUCUAUUCAGCAACUCAGGAGCUUGCCAUCAACAUGACGGUAGAAAAUGGUCUCAUCGACGAUGUAACGCUCAACAUCCCACCGGGACUGGUGGAGUCAGGGUUCCACGGCGAAGCUUCCGUCAUCACUCAUCUUAAGGGUAAAAGAUUCACGUCCGAAGCUCUGAGCGCUCUUCAAGAAGCCAUGUUGACACGUCAUUUGACCAAUGACGUCAAGAAACUGGACGAUAAAGAACAAUUUGUCGCCAAGUGCUUCGACCAAGUGGUCAACACUGUAACUGCAGCUGCUAGCCUAAAAGCAAAAUGGAGAUGGAAAAGGACAAAAUUGUGUUCAAGCGCACGCGGCGAUCUCGUGUCACGAUGUGGUGCGUCGAUAUCUACCGAGGAAUAUAGCGCACUGUGCCGACCUCCCGUGACUUCAUUUGCAUCAGAAACAUACUUGUAACAUUAUAUAUGAAAC
Molecule: messenger RNA, 1774 nt
Organism: Trichoplusia ni (cabbage looper)
Lineage: Eukaryota; Metazoa; Arthropoda; Insecta; Lepidoptera; Noctuidae
Gene: Lipt1
Product: lipoyltransferase 1, mitochondrial
Exons: 6
Coding region: 335-1759 (474 amino acids)
Biological process (GO): protein lipoylation
Cellular component (GO): mitochondrion; cytoplasm
Molecular function (GO): lipoyltransferase activity
Source: RefSeq, a predicted model, not a curated record